This is a messenger RNA of Pseudozyma hubeiensis SY62, 240 nucleotides long. RefSeq lists its product as hypothetical. Bases 1 to 240 code for a protein of 79 amino acids. NCBI's taxonomy places the organism in Eukaryota, Fungi, Basidiomycota, Ustilaginomycetes, Ustilaginales, Ustilaginaceae. The transcript is spliced from 2 exons. The record is from RefSeq and is a predicted model, not a curated record.
AUGCAGUCGUCGGUCGUCAGCUGCAGCAAGGGAGCCAAGCUUCCAGCGCAUUCACUCCCCUCUUCUCACUUGCUUCCCCUUUCCCUACCCUAUAUUCUUCCCCACACCAGUCCCCCCGACAUCGCCAGCUUUCCCAGCUACGCCAUUCAGCGGAUUCCUCUCAGCUUUACCUACACAACACCACAUCGCGUCACAUCGCAUCGCAUCAGCAUUUCGCCGCUGUGGCGCUCGUCUCACUAG